AGGAUACAGUUUCUGUUUCCUCCGCAUCUUAUUCGGUCGGGAAACUGCAGCUCUUAAAAUAAAUAUAAACCAAAUAUAUAUAGUUAAUUAAAUUAAAAAUAAAUACAUUCAAUCUCGCAUUCCUGUGUGUAUUCUUUAAGCGCUGUCUCGGCGCAUUGACUAUAAUUAUAGCGAAUUAUUAUCGUCAGAAGGCUAUUAAAUUAACUGUUUUUUUUUAUUUUUUAUACAGAUUUUGGGACGAGGGGUAAAAACACACACAUAUAUAUAUACGAGAUUAAACUCGAAUAUAAAUGGCCACGUCGCAUGUACCGCCUUUCCCCGAGUUUGACGUGAACUCAGACGAAACCACGGUGGAAACCCGCUGGAAAAAAUGGAUCCAGCGCUUUGAAAACUUCCUCCUCGCCCUGGACGUCAAAGACGAGGCUCGCAAAAGGGCGAUGCUGCUUUACUACGCCGGGGAAGCGGUGUAUGAUAUAUUCGACUCCCUGCCCGGUACCGGGGGACCCGGCGAUUACGUCACCGCCGUUUCGGGGCUCACCCAACAUUUCGCGACGAGGAAAGACGAAGCGGAGUCUUCCGAAUCGGAGCGGUUCGGACGGGAGAAGCAGCAGAGAGCCGGGGAGUCCGUGGACUCGUACCACGCCAGGCUCAGAGAGCUGGCUGCUGGAUGUCGGUUCCCCGAUGCCGAGGUGGAAAUUAAAAACGCCGUCGUUAUGAAUUGCGCUUCGCCGCGGCUCCGUCGGCUGGCUCUGAGGGAGAAGGAUAUGAGUCUAAACGAUCUUUUGGACGCGGCCCGAUUCAUAGAGGGUUCGGGCAGCGGAGGAAAAACAAGGGAACCGUCCGGCAGUGAAGACGCGAGCGAUGAAACAGAACCCCUCGAAACUGCCAUUGAAACGGUCCGCAUCAAACAAGAGGCUCCGGACCACGAACAGGAAAAGGAGGAGGAGGAGGAGGAGGAGGAGGAGGAGGAGGAGGAGGAGGAGGACUACGAAAUCCAAGCCGUGGUGAUCAAAGAGGAAGACGAUUCGGACGAUCGAGUCGAGAGAGUCUCUCAGGCCACCCAGACGCCCGCCCAGCCGAUUGCUCCCGCCAACCAGGGUGCCCACCAGUGCCCGGUCUGCCGCAAGCGAUUCCGGCAGUCGGGGAACUUGAAGAUCCACCUCCGGAUUCACACCGGAGAGAGGCCGUACCGCUGCUCCGAGUGCGGCCGGAGCUUCAAGCAGCUGGGGAACUUGAAGAUCCACCAGCGCAUUCACAGCGGAGAGAGGCCGUACCGCUGCUCCGAGUGCGGGAGGAGCUUCAAGCACUCUGCCAAUCUGAAGAAGCACGGGCAGGUCCACACCGGAGAGAAGCCGUACCGCUGCUCCGAGUGCGGGAGGAGCUUCAGCCAGAACCGGACCCUCAUCAACCACCUGAUGAUCCACUCGGGGGAGAAACCGUUCAGCUGCCUCCACUGUGACAUGGCCUUCCGCCACCGCGGGGACCUCAAGGUGCAUUCCCACGUUCACUCGGGAGAGAAGCCUCACAGCUGUGAGGAAUGCGGGAAGAGAUUUAGACACCCAGCCAGCGUCCGGAGCCACCAACGCGUCCACACCGGAGAAAAACCGUACCACUGCACAGAGUGUGGCAAGAGCUUCACCCAGGUGGGGAGUCUGACCACGCACAGGAAGCUGCACGCCACGGAGAAGACGUACCAGUGUGGCGCCUGCGGGGACCGCUUCACACGACUCGGAAGUCUCACCACGCACCAGAGGAUCCACAUCGCAGAGACCGGAGCCACCACGAGAGAGAGCGCAGCGAGCAGGGAGUGAGAGGAGAGAGAGGGAGAGAGAGGGUUCACAGCGCAGAGACCGGAGACGAGAGAGAGAGAGAGAGCGCAGCGAGCAGAGAGCGAGAGGAGAGAGAGAGAGAGAGAGAGAGGGUUCACAGCGCAGAGACCGGAGACGAGAGAGAGAGAGAGCACAGCGAGCAGGGAGUGAGAGGAGAGAGAGGAUUCACAGCACAGAGACCGGAGAUGAGAGAGAGAGCACAGCGAGCAGGGAGCGAGAGGAGAGAGAGAGAGAGACGGUUCACAGCGCAGAGACCGGAGAUGAGAGAGAGAGAGAGAGCACAGCGAGCAGGGAGCGAGAGGAGAGAGAGAGAGAGAGAGAGAGAGAGAGAGAGGGUUCACAGCACAGAGACCGGAGACAAGAGAGAGAGAGAGAGAGAGAGAGCACAGUGAGCAGGGAGUGAGAGGAGAAAGGGAGGGAGAGAGAGGGAUCACAGCACAGAGACCGGAGACGAGAGAGAGAGCACAGCGAGCAGGGAGUGAGAGGAGAGAGAGGGUUCACAGCGCAGAGACCGGAGACGAGAGAGAGAGCACAGCGAGCAGAGAGCGAGAGGAGAGAGAGGGAGAGAGAGGGUUCACAGCACAGAGACCGGAGACGAGAGAGAGACGAGAGAGAGUACAGCGAGCUUAACAUAAGCAAAACAGCUUUAUAUUUAGAUAGAUAUAGACAACAACAGCAAACAGCUACGUAUAGAGGGAGAGAGGGAGAGAGGGAGAGGAAGCAGAGAAUUGACCCGCAGCCCACAAGCUCUCUCUCCAAGGAGAACCAGGAUCCAACAGGAUACUCAUCAAUCACUAGAGAUGCUCAACGAAGAAGAAAAGCCAUCGAUAAACUCAAAACUCUCUCCGUUAAUAAUGAUCCUCAGCCCGUUGCUGAGCUGUGUAACUUCAGCCCGGAUCAGAGCGAUGCGUUUCCUAUCAGGAGGAGAACACCAAGCCUUUCAGAGCCGCUGUACAGAGAUUCAAUGAAUCAAAUAAAAGUUAAUAAUGCAGAUCUCGUUUGUGAUGUGUUGUCGUUUUCAGAGAGGAAUGGAGGGUUUUGUUGAGUAUACAGGAGAAAUGACACGCAUGCACAGUGUGGAGUAGUGUUUAGGGCUCUGGACUCUUGACUGGAGGGUUGUGGGUUCAAUCCCAGGUGGGGGACACUGCUGCUGUAUCCUUGAGCAAGGUACUUUACCUAGAUUGCUCCAGUAAAAACCCAACUGUAUAAAUGGGGAAUUGUAUGUAAAAAUAAUGUGAUAUCUUGUAACAAUUGUAAAUCGUCCUGGAUAAGGGCGUCUGCUAAGAGCCUGGAUUAAUUAAUAAAUACAUGUCUAUGUAUUUCGAUAUGUAUUCAUUUGUUCAUUUGGA
This is a messenger RNA of Acipenser ruthenus (sterlet), 3178 nucleotides long. RefSeq names its product zinc finger protein 771-like. NCBI's taxonomy places the organism in Eukaryota, Metazoa, Chordata, Actinopteri, Acipenseriformes, Acipenseridae. The transcript has 4 exons. Gene Ontology annotation, cellular component: nucleus. Gene Ontology annotation, biological process: regulation of transcription by RNA polymerase II. Gene Ontology annotation, molecular function: RNA polymerase II cis-regulatory region sequence-specific DNA binding; DNA-binding transcription factor activity, RNA polymerase II-specific. Bases 291 to 1811 code for a protein of 506 amino acids. The record is from RefSeq and is a predicted model, not a curated record.